UAAUUCGGUCACUUCCGGUUCACAGUCGCGAGCACACGAACAGGAAACCAGCACCACAAACACGUGAGUUUGUUUUUUCAGCCAAAUCAGACGUCUGACACAAGAUGGACAUCAUAGAGGUUCCCGUGAGUAAUAACAAUAAAGGUAAGAACAAGAAAAAUAAGAAGCCAAAGAAUAAGAGUGCGAUUCAAGAGGGAAAUGGAGUCGAGAUAAAGGAGGAGGAGAAGAUGGAGAAGAUCGAGCCAGCAGCUUCUGCCUUCCCCCCCACCUUCAGUGUGUCCGAUAUCAAGAAUAAACAGCGAAGACACCAAAUGUUCAUGAAAUUCAAGCAGGAGAAAAGAAAGGAAAAGUUGCAGGUGAAAAAAAAGAAGAAAAAAGAAAGGGACGCUUUAGGUGACAAGGCACCGCCGAAAGAAGUCCCAAAGACGAUAGAAAACCAGAGGGUGUACGACGAGACAACAGUUGACCCAGAAGAUGAAGAGAUUGCAUUUGACGAGGGAACUGAUGAAUUUUCUGCGUACUUCAACGGGUUGACAAACCCCAAAGUGCUCAUCACAACAUCAGACAGACCAAGAGGGAGGACGGUGAGGUUUUGUGGGCAGCUGGCCACAGUAAUCCCAAACGCCCACGUGUACUACAGAAGAGGUUUGGCCCUGAAGAGGGUCAUUCCUCAGUGCGUCGCCAGGAACUUCACCUACCUCAUGGUCAUCAACGAGGAUCGCAAAAUGCCCAAUGGUUUGGUUCUCAGUCAUCUUCCCGACGGACCGACUGCGCACUUCAAGAUCAGCAGUGUUCGACUUCGCAAGGAGAUGAAGAGACGAGGCAAAGAUCCAACUGAACACUCGCCAGAGGUGAUACUCAACAACUUCACCACACGUCUUGGCCACAGCAUAGGCCGGCUGUUCGCUGCCCUCUUCCCACAGGACCCUCAGUUUGUGGGUCGACAGGUCGCCACCUUCCACAACCAGAGAGACUUUGUCUUUUUCAGAUUUCACAGGUACAUCUUUAAGAAUGAGAAGAAAGUUGGUAUUCAAGAGCUCGGACCUCGCUUCACCCUCAAACUGCGCUCUCUACAGAAAGGCACCUUCGACUCGAAGUUUGGGGAGUACGAGUGGGUCCUGAAGCGCCAUGAGAUGGAUGCCUGCAGACGGAAGUUCCAGCUUUGAAUGCAAAAUUACCGGCGUUUGUUAUCCAAGAUAUUACCGCUGUUUGUGGCUUUGUACAAAUGAAUUUUAUUGUGGAUAUCCAGAUUCUUUUGUGGACGAGCUGUUAACAUUUAAUUUGAGGUUCAACAAUGACUGGAUUUUAUGAGAGCACAUCGCUGUAGAUUCACACGACCUAUAUAAAGCUGCAUCCGCAGACCAAGUGUGGGAA
Cottoperca gobio is the source of this 1374-nucleotide messenger RNA. It is a transcript of the gene rpf1, whose product is annotated as ribosome production factor 1 homolog. Gene Ontology annotation, biological process: maturation of 5.8S rRNA; maturation of LSU-rRNA. The record is from RefSeq and is a predicted model, not a curated record. Gene Ontology annotation, molecular function: rRNA primary transcript binding. Lineage: Eukaryota; Metazoa; Chordata; Actinopteri; Perciformes; Bovichtidae. Gene Ontology annotation, cellular component: nucleolus; preribosome, large subunit precursor. The transcript is spliced from 9 exons. Bases 105 to 1166 code for a protein of 353 amino acids.